UUAUUUUGGUUUAUUUUUUGUUGUUAUUUGUUUUUUCUUUUUGCUUAAUUUUGGUCUCGUGCUUUGACCGAGUUCUUUGACAACAACAAUAAAAGAUAAAAGCAACAACAACGUCAACGACACAGAAGAAGCCCCAACAACAAAAUGGAUGCCGAGGCACAUCAAGGUCAUCCGGUGGCCAAGAAUCAGGAAUCAGCGGAAGCAGGCCGAGGAGAUGUUAAUGGCACAGACAAGUCCAAUCGCAAGGAGGCACACGAUGAGGCUUAUCAUCCACCCACAAGCUACCUGGAGACGAUUGUGCAUCUGUUCAAGGGAAACCUUGGACCCGGUUUAUUUGCCAUGGGUGAUGCCUUCAAAAACGGUGGCCUAGUGGUAGCUCCAAUCCUGACCAUGGUGAUAGCGAUGGUAUGCAUCCACUGCCAGCAUGUCCUGAUAACCUGCUCCAAGAAGAUGCGUGACCUCCGUGGGGAGGCAGUGUGUUCGGAUUAUGCCGUGACCGUGGAGCGAUGCUUCGAGAAUGGUCCAUCCAAGCUGAGGAGUUGGUCAAGGACCAUGGGUCGUCUGGUGAAUGUAUUCAUAUGUGUGACCCAACUGGGUUUCUGUUGCAUCUACUUUGUAUUCAUCAGCACGAAUCUGAAACAGAUCCUGAAAGCCUAUGACAUUGGCAUGGAUGUCCAUCUGGUGAUGCUGAUGGCCUUUGUUCCCGUCCUCCUCAGCUGUCUGAUCACAAACCUCAAGUGGCUCACUCCCGUGUCGCUGUUUGCCAAUGUUUGUAUGGUCCUUGGCCUGGGCAUUACCCUGUAUUAUGCACUCAGGGAUGGAUUACCGGAGAUUAGGGAACGCGCCCUCUGGACGAAUGGCCCCAAGCUGGCUCUCUUCUUCGGCACCGCCAUCUUUGCCUUCGAAGGCAUCGCCCUGGUGAUGCCGCUGAAGAAUUCCAUGCGCAAGCCACGCCAGUUUGAGAGUACUCUCGGUGUGCUCAAUGUGGGCAUGUUCCUUGUCACCGUAAUGUUCAUGUUUGCCGGAUCCGUGGGUUACAUGAAAUGGGGCGAACAGGUGGGCGGCAGUCUUACCCUCAAUUUAGGGAAUACCAUUCUGGCCCAGACAGUCAAGAUGAUGGUCUCCACCGGAGUCCUCUUGGGUUAUCCCCUCCAAUUCUUUGUGGCCAUUCAGAUUAUGUGGCCCAGUGUGAAGCAAAUGUGCCGCAUCGAAGGACGAUCCUUGCCCGGUGAGCUGGGCUUUCGCACUUUCAUGGUGCUCAUUACGCUUGCAAUUGCUGAGCUGGUUCCGGCUUUGGGACUCUUCAUCUCAUUAAUUGGAGCUCUCUGUUCGACGGCCUUGGCCUUGGUCUUUCCACCCGUCAUCGAGUUGAUAGCAAGGAGUGAGCCCAAUAAGGGGCCUGGAGUUUUGAUUUGUGUGAAGAACUUGGUCAUCUUGGUGCUGGCACUGUUGGGCUUCUUCACGGGAUCCUACGAGAGCCUCAAGCAGAUUAUCAAGCACUUUGGGGAAGAGGAGGUGCACUAGAUGGAGUAGCCAAGGAUGAAGCUCCAGGUCUUCAGCAAGGGAUUAUCAUCAGGAACACAAUCAGGAUCAUCACAUGGAAUAGCAUCAGGAUCAUUAUCAGGCUAAGAAGAAAUAAACAAAGCCAUAAAUAUCUGAGGUUCAUAAAGGUUGCCAAAGAGAAAGACAUCACAGAGACAGCACAGGACAUUGAAAAAGAAAGAUAUUAUCUAUAUAAAACAUUUUAUAUGAAUUAAUAUAGAUUCGCAUCAGUAUCAUCCAUAAUCCCAUGUGCCACCAUGAUCAUCAUUUAUAUACCCAAAAUGAGCAGGUUUUUAAUAUAUCCCUAACAAAUUGACAUAACUAACUAAAGAAUAUAUAUUUAUAAAUAUGCGAAUUUAUUCCGUAUGGAAAAUAAUGGAGUGUAUAUUUUUAAGUGCCUUGUAUUGUGUCUUUAGUGAGCGUGAAGCGCAUUUUACUUAUUAUAAUUGAUUAUUUUUUUAUCGAUAUUAAGUGAGAAUAAACAAUGGGACGUUUGUUUUGACGUCACUUGACAUAAA
Drosophila serrata is the source of this 2060-nucleotide messenger RNA. RefSeq names its product proton-coupled amino acid transporter 1. The record is from RefSeq and is a predicted model, not a curated record. Gene Ontology annotation, molecular function: L-amino acid transmembrane transporter activity. Gene Ontology annotation, cellular component: vacuolar membrane. Gene Ontology annotation, biological process: amino acid transmembrane transport. NCBI's taxonomy places the organism in Eukaryota, Metazoa, Arthropoda, Insecta, Diptera, Drosophilidae.